This is a messenger RNA of Diorhabda carinulata, 4394 nucleotides long. It is a transcript of the gene 5-HT2B, whose product is annotated as 5-hydroxytryptamine receptor 2C-like. The coding region runs from base 227 to 2257 and encodes 676 amino acids. Gene Ontology annotation, cellular component: dendrite; membrane. Gene Ontology annotation, molecular function: neurotransmitter receptor activity; G protein-coupled serotonin receptor activity. The record is from RefSeq and is a predicted model, not a curated record. Gene Ontology annotation, biological process: G protein-coupled receptor signaling pathway, coupled to cyclic nucleotide second messenger; chemical synaptic transmission. The transcript has 7 exons. Lineage: Eukaryota; Metazoa; Arthropoda; Insecta; Coleoptera; Chrysomelidae.
GCUUUCCCCCCGUUUUCGUGGAAAAAAUUUCCUGGCGCACUUUCGAAGGAUAGUGUAACACACGACGUCGGAAUAUGAAUUAGCGUCGGAAGAUAGUGAAAAUUCGGCGUUAUAUGUUUCGUGCUACAGGUGAUGAUAUUUAUAAAAAUUCGACUAAAACGUUAUUACAUAAUGGUGUAAAUUGAAUAAAAAUAAGGUGAUAUAAACUGUUAAAAUAAGCUCUACUAUGACGACUACUGAAUCAGAUGCGAAAAAUGAAACACUGUACUUUUAUAAAACAAUCUCGAUCGCUACUACAAAUUUAACAAUAUUUGUCGAAGAGCAGAAAGAAAACUGGUGGGCAUUAUCAGCAUUCGGGCUUGUGGUUGGUACAGCAGCUGGAAAUAUUUUAGUAUGUCUCGCUAUUUGUUGGGAAAGAAGACUUCAAAACGUAACUAAUUACUUCUUGAUGUCCUUGGCUAUUACGGAUUUGAUGGUAGCCAUUUUGGUGAUGCCUCUAGGAAUAUAUACACUCUUUCGUGGUUAUUUCGCCUUGCCAUCAAUUUACUGCCUCGCAUGGAUUUGCCUUGAUGUUCUUUUCUGUACAGCUUCAAUAAUGCAUCUAUGUACGAUCAGCGUGGAUAGAUACCUUUCACUAAGGUAUCCAAUGAAGUUUGGUAGGAAUAAAUCAAGAAGAAGAGUGAUUUUCAAAAUAAUUUUUGUGUGGUUGCUGUCAAUAGCUAUGAGUCUACCUCUUAGCUUGAUGUAUUCAAAGGAUCAAGGCUCAUUAAUCAUAGAUGGUACGUGUCAAAUUCCUGAUCCGCUCUUCAAAGUUGUAGGAUCAAUAAUAUGCUUUUACAUACCUUUAUUGGUUAUGCUCAUGACGUAUGCACUAACAGUGAGACUGUUAGCCAGUCAGAAGCAAAAUUUAGCUACACCUGAUUGGUCAAACAACUGGAUAGCGGGAGCAACUCCUUCACCAAUUGAUCGGAAGUGUACCUGGCGUCGAUUUUUAAACUCCUCUAAAGCAGGGAACAAACUAAACACACAUUCAGUGGCAUCGACUGAUACAGAAUUGACUACUUUAGAUACGCACGAAUUGUGGAUACAGGACUCAGAACCAAAACCUUGCACUAUGAGUGCUUUGGGACAAUUCGGCACGGAGAUGCUGAAAUUGUCAAGAGGAUUAGAAGCGGCCUCAAAUAGUUUUGCCAAGGCAUCGGAGAAAAUAAGUACUUCGGUUUCUUCGUCAAAUACGUUGAAAUAUGAUUCUGCUAACAAAAGUGAAGAAAAUCUAGGAAAUUCUCAUUCCUCACUACUAAGCUCUGAAUAUGGGUCGUUUCAGUUUAGAAGAAGAAGGGCAUCCACGUUUGAUGGAGGAGAAAAUAAAAGUAAAUAUCUCUCCCCUCAAUGGCGAAAGCGCCGGGCAAGUUUUCAUGAAAGCGUUGACCCAGACUCUAGCAAGAAUAGUACAAAUGAAAAAAUUGAAAGUGAUUACACUCUUCCUAAACCGUGUACCUGUCCUUACUUUGGAAAUCCUAACAAUAAACCUCCACUUCCAGAACUGAAAAUAGUACCUAGUGAAGUCAUUGAAUCGUCAUUGAAUAAAAUGAAGAGAAAUAACGAUUUAUUGCAUAUACCUCAGAAGAGAUCUCCAGGUAGAAGUUCUGAUUCCCCCAGUAAUGUUAUGGUGACAUGGGAGCAAAAGGGAAAUAAUCGAAGAGGUUCAAGUUUCACAGCAAAAACAUCCCAUCUAGCAGUUUCUUUAACACAUAAUACACAAAAAACACAUUUUUUAAGACGAGCUGCAACACUGCGUCAAACUGGAAAAUCUACCGGUAGUGGCUUGGCUAAUAAGAAAAAUCCUUCCUCUCCUUGUCUACUGCAACGCUACAAUUAUAACAAUUCCAGCACAACAACAACAAGAAAUAUUCGUCCGCAUCACAGUCGAAAUUCCAGUGUUAUAUCGAGAAACUCUUCUCGUCAUGGUCGAAUAAUUCGAUUGGAGCAAAAAGCUACUAAAGUUCUGGGUGUAGUAUUUUUCACGUUCGUUAUAUUAUGGGCACCUUUUUUUAUAUUGAAUCUUGCGCCAAUUUAUUGCUCCCACUGCGAUAAAAAUAUGGAAAACUGGAUUGUACAAUUAGUAACAUGGUUAGGUUACGCAAGUUCCAUGGUAAAUCCCAUAUUUUAUACAAUAUUCAACAAAAUUUUUAGACAAGCAUUCAAAAAGGUACUUUUAUGUCGCUACAGAAAAACCAAAUGGAGACCUCAUAGGUGACAGAUAAAGUUAUCAAAAAACCGAACAGUCAGUUGUGCAGUCAAUUUGUAGAACAGAUAUACGAGGAAUGCCGUAUAUAACAUGAAACAUAUCGUUAUAUUGAUUGAAGAAAUCAAUAAUCUCUUAAUAUAGUAAUUAAACUUUAAUUUCUAACUAUAUAUCACAAAUAGUUUUACAUACUUUUUUAUAUAUUAGUUAUGAUAUUAGCGGGUUGCUAAAAGCUAAUUUACCAAUAUUUCAACUUUUUUAAAAAUAGGAAUAAAUAAAAAACCUUUAUACAUAAAGUGCACAGCAUAACUUUUUCUUUGUAGAAUGACUGGAUGAAACAUUCUUUCUUAUGGGAUACUCUGUACUUUUUUCUCCUGUGCUUCUACUUCUAAAUUUAUGAGACAAAAUUCAGGAGGUGAAUGCUCGAAUAAUAUCAAGAUGGGUCUUUCUCAUAACAAAACUCCAUGGAUUGUAGUUAGAGGUAGUUAUUUCCAGCAUUUAUUAUGAAUCUUAUAUCAUUUUAGAUCUUUACUAUAUUCCACUCAAUUCACUGAAAAAAUUAUAGAUUAUGGUGUUAUUUUUUUUUCUGUGCAGCUAUUGGUUCUGAUAUAAAAUUUAGGAAUAAAGAAUAUUUUUAAAUAAAAAACCUUCAAAAAACGUUUUGAUAUAGAAUAAAAUAAUAGCUGCUACUUUCAUCCCUUUACAAUGUAACAGGAAUAUUGAAAAAAUGAAAACUCAUUUCUAGUUACUACCUUUUAAGGAUGAAAUAUUAGAAUGAGGUGAGCUGAGGUAAUUUUGUUGCAGAAAAGACCCAUCCUAAUACUAUACGAGCAAUCACCUUCUGAAGUUUGUUGCAUGAAUUUAAAAAUACCCUAUAUAUCAGACUACCUCACAUUUAAGUGUUCCUUAAAUUGAAAAUAAGAAGUGAAAAAAUGAUAUUGAAUUAUUUCAAAUAUUUCUGACAAUAUCCUUACAUGUUUUUUAUAAAUUUUGGGAAAUAACCAAAAAAAAUUAACAGCGUCAAAAAAUAAGUAUUUAUAGUAGUACCAAGAAAUUUUGUAAACUAAAAACGUUGCAGGAAACUCUUUUCAUCAUCUGAUAUACAUACAGAGUUUAUAGCGCUUUCUGAUAAAUGGUUAAAUGCUUAUUAAUGUCUUAUUCAGUCUUUCUUUAAGUAAACCCUAUUAUACUCGAGUAGUUCGAGUGAUGCCUACCGUGUGAAGAGGCCUGUGGAUAUUGAUCUUGAAUUUCUGGAGGUUGUAGUAUUCGGGAAAGAUGUGCCUUGGUAGCUCAUACUUCUCUGGAGAAAGGGGUGGGAUACUACCAUUUGCUGUAGUCGUACCAAUUGAUUAAAGUCAAGUUAGCGACCUUUUAUCCAUGGUUUGAACUGUGCAAGUUCCUGAUCAACUCUAGAUCACUCAUAAGUCGAUUUGCUCUUUUCUGUAUUGAGUCGAGCAUCCUAGCUCCAAAAGCGUAAGCAAUACUCCAAAGAUAGACGAAACUGUGCCUUGUGCAGGUUUAGAAGCAUUUGCGGAGUACAUAGCAUUUUGGUCUUAAAGAGGGCCUCAAGUUGUUGUGAAGCUACCUUAGCUAAUUGAAACACGCGAUUAUGCUAUGACAUAUUGUUUAACACACAACAGGCGAAUUUGCGGUGAUGGUGAUAUUUCAUAUUCAGACAAACCAAGCGGCAGUGCUCCAGCUUUCUUUGUAAAAACAGCAGCCUGGGUCAUUGCUGCAUUAAACUCAAUCAGAUCGCUUCCACCUCACUUCAGAAUGUUUUUAAGAUAAAUAUUGAUGGUGGUGAUCUGUGUGUGGAAUCAAUAAAUGAAGAUUAAGUUUCACUUCAUAAUAUUUUCUCAUCUUAGACAACGAAAGAAAUUAAUUUGUUUGUAGUUUUUUUUGUGCAUUAUUGUGGAUUAUUUUCUUGCAACUAUUCCCUUACAAUUCUAAAAUCUUCUGCCUAGUGCUUCAUACACAGCUUUCCUCAAAAUCUCCCAAAUUUUAUCUAGAGAUCUACAGGCGCGGGAUCUGGAGGUCGUGAUCGCCAUUAUAUUGAUUCUCUUCGAACAAUCAAUCUGCUCGGAAAUUUAUUGUUCGUCCACUGCCUGAAAGUAAAAAGUAGUAUAUUAUCAUCGCUUCAGUAACGAAA